This is a messenger RNA of Cynara cardunculus var. scolymus (artichoke), 1220 nucleotides long. RefSeq lists its product as uncharacterized. Gene Ontology annotation, biological process: protein ubiquitination. NCBI's taxonomy places the organism in Eukaryota, Viridiplantae, Streptophyta, Magnoliopsida, Asterales, Asteraceae. Bases 215 to 1066 code for a protein of 283 amino acids. Gene Ontology annotation, molecular function: ubiquitin-protein transferase activity; zinc ion binding. The transcript has 8 exons. Gene Ontology annotation, cellular component: membrane. The record is from RefSeq and is a predicted model, not a curated record.
CCUAAAUUCUUUCACCCAUUUGCUUUCAAAACAACGCGGUUUUGAGCAAAUCGGACAACAACAACAACAACAACACUGUUAAAACAGAGAAAUAAAACAACCCAACAAAAAAGCUCUCCCCACCUCCAUUUCUUUGGCCGGCAAUCGCUUCUGAUUCCCUGCCAUCAUCUCACAUUUUCUUUCUUUCAUCCUUAGAGGUUUGAGUUCUAACUAAAUGGGUGAUCACUUGGUUCUGGAUGUAAAUCUGGUGAAGCCUGUGGGCGGAGAAAACGUAAAAAAGACCGAGGAGAUGGUGGGCCCCUCAUCUUCCACAGACGUAGCUCGUGCAGUGGAUGAAAACGGGGCCUUGGAUGAUGAAGAAGCGCCUCUAUUAACAAUAGCAGAGUGUCGUAUUUGCCAAGAGGAAGAUUCAAUCGAUAAAUUGGAGACACCAUGUGCUUGCAAUGGUAGUCUUAAGUAUGCUCACAGGAAGUGUGUUCAACAUUGGUGCAAUGAAAAGGGUGACAUCACUUGUGAGAUAUGCCACCAACCUUAUCAACCUGGCUAUAUUGCUCCUCCUCCCCGACCUCGCUUGGAAGAGACCACCAUUGAUAUCGGGGGAGGAUGGCAAAUCUCAGGAACGCCAAUGGAUUUGAACGACCCACGUCUCUUGGCAAUUGCUGAAGCUGAACGCCAAUUUCUGGAAGCCGAAUACGAGGAUUACAAUGCAUCAAAUGCCAGUGGAGCUGCAUUUUGUCGUUCAGCUGUUUUAAUUUUAAUGGCUCUUUUGCUACUACGACAUGCGGUAAUUGUGCCGGAUUCUGACGGAGAUGGAGAUGAAGAUGCAUCUACUUUCUUGACCCUUUUCUUGCUUCGGGUUGCUGGGUUUCUUCUGCCGUGCUACAUCAUGGCCUGGGCCAUCAGCAUCUUGCAGCGUCGAAGGCAAAGACAGGAGGCGGCAGCAUUGGCGGCAUCACAGAUUGCAUUUGUAUUGCAAAGAAGAGGCUUGCACUUUGCCAUAGCACAAGCCCCGGCCCCGGCUGCCGUUGCGAUUCCGGUCGUGACUCCACAGGAGAAUAAUGUUUGAUUUUGAUUGAAAUACCAAAAAGGGGAGGAAAAUAUAAACAACUCUAUUGCCUGUUGUAACAGUUUGCUCAUAUGACUUUCCAAACAGUCUUUGUUUUGUGAUGUGUACAGAGAAAUGAGAAUUAUUUGUGAUGAAGCUUUUUAUUUUAAAUUUC